GGCGCGGGGCCACCGCGGCGGCGGCGAUGGCGGCCGCCCCCGGUACCACGUAGAACGCCCCCGCCCGCCCAGCCGCGGCCCAGGCCCGAGCGGAGCCUGCAGCUCUCCACUCGCCUUCCGAGCCCAGCGCGUCGCCUCCUGGCCGGAGAAGGAGGAGGUGGUGGUGGAGGAGGAGGAGGAGGGAAGGAGGAGGCGCCGCCUUCUUGCCGCGCGCCCUCGCCGUUGUCUGCGCUCCGCUCAGGACCAGUUUGGGGAAGUUGCCGGAGCCCCGCGUCGCCCAGAUGUGCGACCUCAUUGAGUCGCAGCCGGCCGAGAAGAUCGGCAAGAUGAAGAAGUUGCGGAGAACUUUGUCGGAGAGUUUCAGCCGCAUUGCUUUGAAGAAAGACGACACCACCUUUGAUGAGAUAUGUGUCACAAAGAUGUCUACACGGAACUGCCAGGGAAUGGACUCAGUGAUCAAACCCCUGGACACAAUUCCUGAGGAUAAAAAAGUCAGGGUUCAGAGGACACAGAGCACUUUCGACCCAUUUGAGAAACCAGCUAAUCAAGUAAAGAGGGUGCAUUCGGAGAACAAUGCUUGCAUUAACUUUAAGUCCUCCUCCACUGGCAAAGAGUCUCCGAAAGUUAGGCGGCACUCCAGCCCCAGCUCGCCGACAAGUCCUAAAUUCGGAAAAGCUGACUCAUACGAAAAACUGGAAAAACUAGGGGAAGGAUCUUAUGCUACGGUAUACAAAGGGAAAAGCAAAGUAAAUGGGAAGUUGGUAGCCCUGAAGGUGAUCAGGCUGCAAGAAGAAGAAGGUACGCCUUUUACAGCUAUCAGGGAAGCUUCUCUGUUAAAAGGACUGAAACAUGCUAACAUAGUGCUGCUUCAUGACAUCAUCCACACCAAGGAGACGCUGACACUUGUGUUUGAAUAUGUGCACACUGAUUUAUGUCAGUACAUGGACAAGCACCCUGGGGGGCUGCAUCCAGAUAAUGUGAAGUUGUUUUUAUUUCAGUUGCUGCGAGGGCUGUCUUACAUCCACCAGCGUUAUAUUUUGCACAGAGACCUGAAACCACAGAACCUUCUGAUCAGUGACACGGGGGAGUUAAAGCUGGCAGAUUUCGGUCUUGCGAGAGCAAAAUCUGUCCCUAGCCACACAUACUCCAAUGAAGUGGUUACCUUGUGGUACAGACCUCCAGAUGUCCUCCUGGGCUCGACAGAAUAUUCCACCUGCCUUGACAUGUGGGGAGUCGGCUGCAUCUUUGUCGAAAUGAUCCAAGGGGUUGCUGCUUUUCCGGGAAUGAAAGACAUUCAGGAUCAGCUUGAACGAAUAUUUCUGGUUCUUGGAACGCCAAAUGAGGACACGUGGCCUGGAGUUCAUUCUUUACCACAUUUUAAGCCAGAACGCUUUACCCUGUACAGCUCUAAAAACCUUAGGCAAGCAUGGAAUAAGCUCAGCUAUGUGAAUUAUGCAGAGGAUCUGGCCUCCAAGCUCCUACAAUGUUCCCCAAAGAACAGACUAUCAGCACAGGCUGCGUUGAGCCACGAGUAUUUUAGUGACCUGCCCCCACGGCUAUGGGAACUGACCGAUAUGUCUUCUAUUUUUACCGUCCCAAAUGUAAGAUUGCAGCCAGAAGCUGGAGAAAGCAUGCGGGCCUUUGGGAAAAACAAUAGUUAUGGCAAAAGUCUAUCAAAUAGCAAACACUGAUGAGCACAGCAUUCUCAAGAAAGCACAGGAUUAAGUUGUCAUCAUUCUGGGAAGAAAAAAAAAACAUUAAUGAAGUGGCCAAUAAUACGAAGGGAAUCACGGAUCAGUUUCCUUCCCCUCCCUGUGGUGGAUUUCACUUACAAGAAAAUUGAAGCUGGCAAGACCUUGUUUUCUCAGCAAUUUAUUUAAAACCUUGCACGCAUUUGGAUACCUUGUGAUUUCCAAGAACUAUGUGAAGAUUAAGCUUUGCUUACUGAUACAUGGCAUGUAUUCUUUUCAGUCUUUUGUGUUUGAUUUUGUUUGAUUUCCCUCUGCAGCACAGCGUCUCUGUAAAGGUUUUUAUGCUUUCACCAGCCAUGUCUUAAAUACAUUAAGACAACACAUUUGGUGUUCACACUUCUUCAGUAAUGUCUGUACUUGAAAGCCACAUAGUGGCAUAAAACAAUGUGUGUUUUCUUUGACAGCAGUGCACAUUUUGCAACCACUAGGAAGGAAAUUUUUUAGCUAAAGCCAACCCCUGUUCUCAGGCUGACUUGACAACUUGGUCCCUGGCUGUGGGGCCCCUCUUGUCGCUUACCUUUUGAGGACAUUUGCAAAUGUGGUUUUUUUCUUGGAAAUAACUGCACAUGUAUAUAGGAUAUCGGAAUCUGCUUAGCAUUUUCAAGCCACAUAGCAUGACUGUUUUCCAAGUAGGUUGGAAGUAAAGAAACAAAUAUCAAGCAUUAAGAACAAAGACAGGGAUAAAUUGCUUACUUUUCAACCUCUGGAAAUUGAGGUGACUUUUUACAUGUUUUCUGGGUCUUGUCAACAUCUUAUAUUUUCCAUCCACUCUGUUAUGCUUCAGGAGCAUUUGUAAAUGGAGGAGAAAAGAAUGAGGAACAGAAUGCUUAAAACUUGGGUUCAAAAGAAUUGUAUCUGCUGGAUGAGCCCCGAAAGCCAUCUUGGCUAGUUAACAUUUAGAAAAGCAAAUUACAAAGUUAUCCAGAGUUAAAAAUGUGCUCAAUUAUACCAAAGCACCUUUAAAUUAACACUUUUUAAAACAUUCCAAGCUGAUCGGAAGACAUCAUUGGGGACCUUAACUUUAACUGGUGUCCUGGAAAAACUGUCCGAACGCAGGUUGUAGAAACAGUGCAAGAGUCUUGCUUUCAAGAUGGCAAGGGAAAAAGAAAGGCCCAGCUUCCCUUAUUAAGAAAAUGAGGGAUCUCAAAGGAUGAAGGCACGUAUGUGACAAGGAGGGAAAAGUGGACUGGGCACACACGGUGCUUUGAUGGGUAGGGCAAGCUGCCUAAUGCAGGCCUUCUCCCAGUGGGGCCGGCCUCGCUGCACAACCCCAAAUAAUACUGAGGCCAAAGGGGCAGUUAGGGAACUUCAUCUAAAGCAUGAAACCUAGCCCCUCAGAACACCAAUUCCUAUGGAAAUACCUUCCACGUACGUUGUUUUACAUUUUCCUCUUGGUCAGAAAGGAGAGACUGAGAACUUGAAAUGCAUUGCACUUUUUUAGGAUCAAGACUAGGAAUUAUGACCCAGUUCGACAACGGCAUUCCCUGAGAGUCACAGGAGGGAAAAGCUUCUCUAUAGUCAAAGCCAGUAUUCCUAGGAAAUUGGACCCAGAACUUCUAAGCAUUAGAAGGGUACCCUUCCCUGGAGUGGGACAUGAAUAAAUAUGUCAGUGUCACAAUCCAUCAUAUUCAGAAGUAGCACUCAUUGAAAGCUUCUAGGUGCAAAGCAAAGAAUUAUUUACUAAUUGAUUUUAAAGAGAGAAAAAGUUACCCAAGGCUAGAAUGUUUACUGUUUGCUACCUAGAAGUCUUUCCCAUUCUUCUCUCGGACAUUCCAACCCAUUGGAAAUCUUUAGCGGUAUUUUAAUGUGUGCUUAAAUUAAGGUUCCUUAACAUAAAUAUGGAGAGAAAAUGUUACAUGCCAUCAAGAAAGCCUUGCCUGUGAUUGGUUUUGAAUUAUUUAUUUGGGGGAGAGGCAUAACUUUUGUAUUUUACUAGCUUUAAACCAAGAGCAGCUGAUGAUUAAAUCUUGCUAUUUAAUAAGCUUUCUAAGUUGAACAUUUGAAAAUAUUUAAUAUUAAGAGACUUCGAUUAGGAAUGUUGGCGUCAUUCAGGGAUCUAUGUCCCUGUCAUAGGCAGCUUCUCUCGGGGAAGGAAACAUAAUGCUACUCAAUGUGGAAGGAAAUCUGUGUUUUACACAGACGUGUCUCAGAAGGUCUCAUUUAGGAGGUUUGUAGCUCCCUAUUCUUGUCACCAAUACAGGAAAUCCAAAGUUUGGUUCGUCUCUCUCCCCUCUCCUCUCCUAUUGGCAACCCAUCCUUCCACCUCCUCUCUCUCCGCCCCCUCCCACGGAGGGCAGCUGUGAAAAUCGUUACAGAAUGUGUUCAUUAGCAGAUUUAUUAUUCUAUUGAGGAAGCACUGGAAUGUUUUGUGAGAUUAUUUUUAUAUGAAGGACUAGCCUGAAUUCAUACAGCUGGAAUAUUAGGAAUUCAUUAGCAUGGUGAUGGUAUCAAUGCAACAUCAGUGCACACACAGUAUUCUGAAGAAAAUUUGGUACAUUUCCCUUUUCUUAAGGAACAGUUUGGUUGACUUAAAGAUGCAGGAUACAUAAGACACAAAAAAAUGUUUUGCAGUGCUCAAGGGAAAAACGAAAACAAGACGGGACAAAAGGCGGAGGUGGCUUUCCAUCCACUGAUAAAUGGGUGAGAAGCUAUUUCUACCUCCCAAGAGUAGUAAGAAAAGUUUCCAGGGGAGCCUCUAGGUUUGAAGAGAAAGCAAGACGUCUUGGUAUCUUUCCCUCAGUGUGUACAUGACAACGAGUGUAAUUAAUACCCUAGGUUAUGUGUCUAUAUAAGAUACUCAUCUGUGAAUAGUACUUACUGGUUUUGUAAUCUUUGUUACAAUAAGAGGAUGUUUAGGCUGUACAUACUGGGAUAGAUUAUUCUCUGCCCCCGAUACAUAGGAAUAUGCUGCAUAAUUGCACAUAACUUCUAUCUCUCUUACUGGCUUGUAGGCAGAAGAAACCACAUAUGUUACUGCCUUGCAAUUUUCUCAUAUACCAAAACAACAACAACAAAAGUCUCAAGUAAAAUAAGCAAUGUCCUAUUUUCACUCCCCUUCCUACAGCAGCAUUUCUUAGAGGCACAUACAAAAUCUACAUUCUCUACUUGGGAGUGGAUUUUUUUUAAUUUUUCUUUUCUUUUUCUUGUUUUCUUUUUUUGUUGUUUUUGUUUUUUGUGUUUUUUUGCGGUUUUUUUGUAUGAUACACUGAGAUGUGUACUUUCUAGCAGAGGGUCGGUACCUAAGAAAUGUGUUAGCAUCAUUCAGAAAACUAUUAUACUCCAAAAUGAAACAUAGUAAGGAGAAUGGAAUAAUACGUUGCAUAUUUGUUACCAAGUGUAAUUUGUCUGUAUUAUGAAAGGUGUAAUGGUUUGUCAGCUGUCACUGUUGUUUUCUUGUAACAUGAUAUGGAAUAAAGUAUAGCAGAAUCUCUGUA
Molecule: messenger RNA, 5185 nt
Organism: Ailuropoda melanoleuca (giant panda)
Lineage: Eukaryota; Metazoa; Chordata; Mammalia; Carnivora; Ursidae
Gene: CDK14
Product: cyclin dependent kinase 14
Exons: 15
Coding region: 282-1691 (469 amino acids)
Biological process (GO): protein phosphorylation
Cellular component (GO): nucleus; cytosol; cytoplasm
Molecular function (GO): ATP binding; cyclin-dependent protein serine/threonine kinase activity; cyclin binding
Source: RefSeq, a predicted model, not a curated record